This is a messenger RNA of Oryzias latipes (Japanese medaka), 9255 nucleotides long. RefSeq names its product family with sequence similarity 120 member C (gene fam120c). Gene Ontology annotation, cellular component: nucleus. NCBI's taxonomy places the organism in Eukaryota, Metazoa, Chordata, Actinopteri, Beloniformes, Adrianichthyidae. The record is from RefSeq and is a predicted model, not a curated record.
CACCCUCCCACUGUAUUGGGCCGCGAGGAAGUCGCAAGAUGGCUGAUGUCGCUUGGAAGUAACGUUCCCCUCUGCAACAUGCAGCCGUGAGUGUGGAAGAUAGCGAGGGAGGCACCAUCGGGCUUUUGUUUUUAUUUUCUUUUAGUUACUUUUCUUUUAUUUCGUCAAACAUCCAUUUCAUUCCGCGUCGUGUCCGCCCCGGACUUGUCUUCGGGAGUUGACGCGUCACAUCACGCCGGGACCCUGCCAGCAGCUAACGGCUAACCUCUGUUAGCAAAUAUAAGUACAGCCACCCAGACUACCAGGCACAUGCUUAACUGUUUUUUUACACAAAGUCCGACAGCGGGGAGGCAACAAAUAACCAUUUUGAAAAGCACCGGAGCUUCUUAGAGCUCGUGAGGUACAAAUGUGAAGAAAAAAUCGCUGAACGAAUUUUCAAGCUUCUCGUGAGAACAUUAUGUCCGCCAACUGGCCAUCCAGCCUGUGGGUCGCCGACUAAUACGCAGUAUUACGGAUCCUAACGUGCACUAACCAGCAAAAGUGUCAUUGAUGUCGAUUUCCAAACAAAAUCCACCUUCGCGAUUCAUGCUUUUUUGUUGCUGUCAGACAUAUGCGAUUCGAAACCCGGUCUCUCGUCGAGGCUAAAUAAUUAUGGGAGCAGGAAAUCUGUUGAACUUUUUCUGGUCGUAGGAAGCAACACUGGCCUUUGCUGGCAUCCAACCAAAAACCCCAAAGGAUGGACACUAAACCGAGUAGCCACCGUCUAAACUGAGAAAUUGACAUUUCAGUAACUCGGAUUAAUUCGCAUUGUCAGAGUCUAUUGCACAUUUUGUGCGCUAGUUUUCCAGGCUCGGGUGCCUUUUUUACGUGCUUCUUCUGUGGCGUGAACUUAACCACAGUUUUUUGUCACUACAUCGGAGACGAGUUAGCUUGCCUAAGGUGCACAGCUAGCUCCCGUCUCCCCUACAGAACAUUACAAACACGGCGUACAGAACGUACUUAGACCCCGCUCCCGGCCAGACACACCGGCUUAACAACACCGUCAUGGGAGUGCAGGGCUUUCAAGAAUACUUGGAGAAGCGGUGUCCCGGGGCCGCGGUCCCGGUGGACCUCCUGAAGCUCGCCCGCACGGCGGCCCGUCAGCCCCCACACCACCAUCACCCACACCACCAUCCACAUCACCCUGGGCCCAUGCCUCCCCCGCCUCCGCCUGCCAGGAUCCUGAUCGACGCGGACUCCAGCCUCCAGCGCCUGUACGGCGGUUACCAGACGGACUGGGUGUGCGGAGGCGAGUGGAACGCCAUGCUGGGCUACCUGGCCGCCCUGUCUCAGGCCUGCUUGUACCAGGGCUGCCUGGAGCUGGUCGUGGUGUUCAACGGCACGUUGGGGAAGGAGCGCUGGCCCGAGUGGGCGCGGCGAGCGCAGGGCCAGAGACAGACGGCGCAGCUGAUCGUCAACCACGUUAGCAGCAAGGCCACCCCGCCUCCCCGGGCAUGGUUCCUGCCCCCGGCCUGCCUCAGCCACUGCGUCCGCCUCGCCAUGUUUCGCUUCCGAGUGCGGGUUGUGCAGACUUUAGAGGACCACCACCAGGAAGUGCUGUCUCUUUACAGGGACUAUGGGUUUGCCGGCCUCAUCGCUCAGGAUUCCGAGUUUGCUCUGUGCAACGUACCGGCCUACUUUUCUUCCCAUGCGCUCAAACUGAGCUGGAAUGGCAAAAACCUGACCACACACCAGUACCUGCUGUCUGAGGCUGCCAGGCAGCUCGGCCUGAAGACACACCACCUGUCACUCUUUGCUGCUUUGCUGGGGAAUCAUAUUCUGCCUGAUGAGGACCUGGCUGCCUUCCACUGGAGUCUGCUGGGACCAGAACACCCGCUCUCUUCGCUUAAGGUGCGAGCCCAUCAGCUGGUGCUGCCGCCAUGUGAGGUGGUCAUCAAAGCCGUCUCAGAAUACGUCUCCUCCAUCAAGGAUUUGGGAAACCUCGACGCCAUCGCCAGAGAUGUUUUCAAACAGUCACAGUCGCGCACAGAGGACAAAGUAGAGCGAUUCAAGAAAGCUGUGGACUACUUCUCAGCUGCCUCCAAACCACGCUCGCCCAACAUGGGGCCCUCCUCCUUUAUCUUACCUGGGUUUGGACCCACUCCUUUUGGGGGACCACCUGGCCACAUGGGACCCAUACAGCCUGGAAAGAAUCAGUUCCUUCCCCCCCAGGUUCCAGGGUUAAAGCCUCCCUUUCAGAACGCUCCCUUUGGACCUGGCCCCGCCGCUCUGUUUCAGGCCCCCCCGCCGCCAUCCCAGGACUUCAAUGACACACUGACAGGAAAGAUGGGCUUCUCUGACUGGUCAGCCCCAUAUGAUUCCACACAGGGGGGUAGUCGAUUACCAAACCAUCACACCAGCACCCAGCCUGGUCCUUCUCCGUCUCCUUCCUCGUCAUCAGAUGGAGAGGAGCCCAACGACACCAACGCAAACCAUUUGACAGACAAGCCCUCCCGGUGGGAGGAACCUGCCGGAAGAGGGGGCUCAACCUCUGCCGACGGUUCCCAAGGCAACGGGAGCAGCUCAAACAUUCCGUCACUGUUGUCGAUGGCGACACGCAGUCACAUGGACAUAACCACACCCCCACUGCCUCAGGUCAGUGCUGAGGUUCUUCGUGUAGCCGAACACAGACACAGAAGAGGACUGAUGUACCCCCAGAUUUACCACAUUCUGACCAAGGGGGAGAUGAAGAUGCCAGUGUGUAUAGAGGACGAGUGUAACUCUGAGCUGCCUCCUGCCUCUCUGCUGUUCCGUGCUGCCAGACAGUACGCCUAUGGCGUUCUUUUUAGCUUGGCUGAAACCCACCGUCGCCUGGAGAGGCUCGCCCUGCGCAAAAGGACUCCCCUAGAAGUUCCUCCCGUGAUCGUCAAAGAGUGGAGCAGCGGGAAGGCCAAGUCUGCCCUGACUCCAGAGCUGGUUCCUGCUCUGUGUUUCCGAGAGUGGACCUGCCCCAACCUCCGGCGCCUGUGGCUGGGUCGCGCCAGCGAGGACCGCUCCAGGAGAACCCGGGCUUUCCUGGCGUGCCUUCGCUCCGACUGCCCAGCCCUUCUCAACCCAGCACAAGUCCCACAGCAUCUACUGCUCAUGUGCUGUGUGCUCAGGUACAUGAUGCAGUGGCCUGGAGGAAGGAUUCUGCAGAGACACGAGCUCGAUGCCUUCUUAGCCCAAGCUGUUUCCAGUCAGCUCUAUGAGCCCGACCAGCUGCAGGAGCUCAAGGUUGAGAAGGUGGAUGCCCGCGGCGUUCAGCUGGCUGCUCUUUUCAUGGCCGGUGUUGACACAGCGUUGUUCAUCAAUGAUGUCUGCGGGCAGCCGUUGCCAUGGGAACACUGCUGCCCCUGGGGUUUCUUUGACGGCAAGCUAUUCCAGAGCAAACUGGCCCGGGCCGCCCGAGACCGGGCCGCCCUGCUGGACAUGUGCGAGGGGCAGGAGGAGCUCGUGUCAAAGGUGGAGAAGAUGCGCCAGGCAAUCCUGGAGGGCAUCAACCUGUCCCGCCCUCCUCCCCCUCCCCCUCCCCUUCCACCUCCUGCCUUCCUCCCCCCAGCCAUGGUACCCCCUUUCUAUCCCCUGCCCCCUCUCUACCCACCCCGCCCUAUGGGCGGAAUGCCCCCUCACCAUCACCCGCAUCAUCCGCAUCACCCUGCGCAGCACAGAGCCCGCGCUUUCCCAGGCAUUCAGUCCAUCCCUCCUCAGGGAGGGAAACUGGAGAUAGCUGGCAUGGUGGUUGGCCAGUGGGCUGGGAACAAACCAUUUCGUGGGAGAGGGGGUUUCAACAUGCAGGUAGUGUCUGUGGGAGCAGGAAAGGGGAGGGGUAAAGAGACUCCAGCUAAAUUAAAGGGAGGGAAGAAACCAGCUGCCAACAGAACACAGUCAUCACCCCCCCCAUCCAGCAGUCCCCCAAAGCCCUCAGAGGAGGAAGGCUCUACACCAGAGACUGAGACUCAACAGCUGAAUGGCAGCUCAGCAGCCUCCGCCAUUGGCCAGCCCUUGGAGCUGGCCUCUCUGGUCCAGCCAAUCCAGUGUGCCUUAGCCAGCAGAGACAACCAAUCAGAGGGGGUGGAAGUGGAGGCCCCCUGUUGCCUUGACGACUGCCCGUCAGAUGAAGCGCUACAGAAGGAAGAGUGACAGCGUCCUUGCUAGGAUGCGCUACUCUCAGAAAGUUAUCUGUGUUCGACUGCCUUUCCCUGUUUUCGUAGCCCUGUCUGCUAGCUGUGCCCCGUCAUCACAUGGAGCAGGAAGUGAGCCGAGGGCCCCCCCCUCGGCUCCGAGCUGCUCCAUGUGAUGGACCGAAGCACCUAGCCGUUGCUCCCUUUUAUUUUUCUCAUGUGGUUUUACAUUGUUUAAUGAAGAAAGGUCUUCUCCACGAGUUCGCAAGCGCCCCCACCCCUCAAAAAGAUCCUGUAUUUCACUCCCUUCCACUCAGAGCAAAACCAGCUAAAAGCUGUGUCCCCAUCACGACCCACCAAUGAAACAAGGCCCCUCUUUUCCUGUUUAACAGGAGAAACUGUACAGUUCUUAUUUAGCGUUUUAUGAUGGUCCCAUGGUUUGAAUCUCUGCACACUGACGUGACGCUUGUGAUUACAGUGACUUUUAGGAUGUGGUUUCCAAGGUCAUAGCUGCUAAGCCUGGUCGCUGUACAUGGUAGUUGUGCAUUGAUGUGAUUUGUUGCCAUCUUGUGAGUUGUUUGUCUUGCGAGGAGCUGCUCAGAGUUUGACUCCGGGCAUGCGGGUAUGUUUUGAACGUUAGUUUGUGAGCAAUUUUAGGCACAGCUGCUGCAUGAACGGUGUCAGCAUGUGUGCUGGAAACAAUCCCCCCCCCCCAAUAGGUUGGUUGAUAACCUAAUCACUGGAGCACUGCGGAACCAUCACAAUGAGAAUGUGCUCUCAGAUUUUGACCUAUGUAGCAUAGCCUAGUGUUUAUUUGCUCUAAGAGACCCCACGAAUUUAUGCACCUUAAGCCCUAAAGUAUGCAAGAUUGUCCCCUCCCCUUUUGUCCCAAAGCUUUGAUUGUAUUAACCCAGCAGAAGCACUUAUUGUUGUAUUUAAAAAAUAAUGAAUCAGAGAAAGCCCCUAUACCGCUGAAUCGACAGCCUGACAGGGGUGUCCCCUGCGCCUGAGUAAAUUUUCUUAAGGUAUGUAGAAAUACAUUUAAAGGUAGAGAUCUAUUUGAGAGACGUCAGAAUGUGAACAGAGUGGUUUUCAAAAUAAUAGAAGCACUUUGUUUUUAAAAAAAGUUCAACCACACUGGACAGUCCUCUACCAGUUGAGAAAGAAUUAUUCAAAAAUGGCAAACUCUGAGGCACCUUUUUGACUUUAGGCCAAAAAAAAAAAAACAGACUAAUAAUGCUGCCCAAUGAAAAGGGAGACGGAUGAUGAGGUCAGGGUGACUGCUGCCAGGCAGCACUCCCCUUGAAGCGACCUCAUGCAUUCAGACAAGACUUCUCAAUGAAGCUCAAAGGAUCCUUGAGCAAAGACAAGUCAAAGACUCAUAGGAAUCAUUUCAGAUUUCUAAAAGUUUUUUUUUCUUUUCCAAAGUGUACAUUGUUAAGGCUCACCUCCUAAGACAGCAAGUCCUGGAAAAAGGGUGUGGCACCCAAGCCUCACCACUCUGGUGACUGAACAUCUGUUGUCAUUACCGUAGCCCGACACUGAGAGCCCAAGAUCUUGCCUCAACACGACUCUGUGGGCUGCACCGCCAGUCACAUGACAAGGGAGUGGAGGCCGUACAGCGGACCCAAGCGUGCCGCUCCAAACCUUAGACUUCUAAGAUAUGGAAAUGUUUUAUCAGAGCACUUAUGUUUGUAGAGAAUUACAGUCCCCCCUAACCCCUCCCACAACGUAGGUUUCAUCUGACAAACAGAAGUAAACGCUUCCCACCGAUAGCUGGUAGCACCGCUGCAGCUAUAGACGCAAUAGACCGACAGAUAUUACCUGAGAGAUGCUCACCAUGAACAUUGCCGUCUCUCAAGAUUUACUAAGAAAUGCUGAAAAAAUGGCAAGUUAGAAGCACCUUAUUUUCUCACGACGUUGACUUGCGAUCUAUCGUGUGCCACGAAAUUGACACGGGAAAAUUUCUCUCUCAAAGUUAACAGUUUUGAAGGAAAAACAAAACCCGACUCUGUGUGUGUUAGAGUAGUCACGUCAGACACCCCCUCAGUUUAGAAAAUGUGACCAUUUACAGAUGACCUGGCUGGGAUUGAAGAUCUGCUCCCGUCUCUGCGAGACUGAGCCACUUCGCCGUCUCUUACAUCAACAUUGAAUGAGAUACAAGGUUUAGACCUGUCAUCCGUUUUUGGUAGGGAGUAACCCGUUCAAGCGCUUUAGGUGUUCUAGGUAAAGAGUAGAUAACCACACCGAGGCUUAAUACAAGACUGUAAAACACAAAGACACCAAGACUAGACUAGAGAAUAAAAGCUCAACUGGCCGAAAUGUUAUCUAGGAGUCAUACACAACUGAUUUCUACCGACAUUAAUGCAGUUAAAGUGUACGCGACAGUACAUCGUUUGGAGAUAGCUUAUCUGCAGCGAUCCGGAGUGUAAUCUGGUAGACGAUGCCCUCUCUCGAUUCGCUCGCCAGAUAACAGUUGAAGCACACACACAACAGAACACAAACACUCAUUCUCACACACACAUGAAAGACAGAUGCAUUUGUUACCAGCAGCAUUCUCCCUGCUUUUGUGCUGAAGUGGUUUUUGUGCAGUUCGAGUUCAGUGGAGUUGCCGUCGGUUUCGUCUCAGAUCAUUUUGGUAACAACGUCACACUGACUCAAGAAAUCCCACGCUCACAUGCAUGGAUUAAAAUGACACGGUUUGGGGUUCAGGCGGGCAUGGAGCCUGCCAAACACUCACGCGCACACACACAUAUACACACAGCACACUGGUAUUGACUCACAUACUUAUGUGUUAAAUCCUAAGUUACACAGUAGCUAGUAUGGAAAAAAAAAAGUCAACACGACAUGAUGUAGUGUCCCUCUUUUGUCCUCGUCUGUUUUUAGUUCAUUAGGUAUUUGAUCAGUGAUUUUUAUGCUUGUUAUCCUAACGACCCCCCCUCUACUCACUAGCUUCUCUAUGCCCUCAAACCACCCCCAUAGUUCCCUGCAGAGCACAUGCAUCUAUUCACACACACCCACUGAUGCUCAGUAAAAGCAUACAUGCACACGAGACACAGAAAGACAAACACAACACGCACACACAAACCCUUCCCGGCGCCCCUCUUAUUUCCGUUUUUUUUUCUCUUUCCCCCCACUUCCUGCUCUGCCGCUCUGUUAGCCCGUUAGGAUCGUUUCUAUUGGCCGUUUUUUCUCUUUGGGAUGCCCCACCCCCUAAUCAACCCAACUAACAGUUAAAGGUUAUAUUAACGUUGAUAAUCAGUUUCUGUAUGUAUCUAGCCAGAAUGGAAAAAAAAUCUGAAAAAAAUCUAAACUCUUAAUCAAAUGUGCAAAUGUGUUUUUCUUACUAUUUUAAUGUUAUUACAUCUUUUAAUCUUCUACCAUUGCUUCAGUUAGUACUGAAAUACGCUUAGCCAACCUAGAGAUUUGAUCUGUAAUGAUUGCCAUUCUCCUUACCUGUAUUCAGUAUGGCAUCUUUAGACCACUUCACCGUUUCUUCUGUAUGUAGGUAAAUAUUGCCCAUUUAUUGAAUUGAAAAUCGUCGUCUGCACUAUGUUUGAUUCACAUGAUGUCCCCGGAAUACGAUUUCUCUUUUCUUUUUUGAAUGAAUCUGAACUCUGCGCCCUCGCACAAAGCAUCAAAACAUCUCGUGUUAAAACCUGACAACCAAAGUACACCUAACAUCCAUUUCCCAUAGUCCUUUGCCUGUGACUCACUUGACAGUUCCCCCCUCAAGUAACUUUUGUCUCUCAGAAUUAUGAUUACCGGUAUAUAUGGUAUAAAUAUGAAAUGACAGCACAUGUAGUUUAACUGACAUGUCUGUGAGAUGAUUGCAUUUUCAUACAGUGGUGGUUGUGGAGAUGCAGAUUAGGAAAGUCAGCAAGUAUUCAGUUCUGUGGAUGAAACUAGGAACCCGUUUGUGUUCUGGCAUUGUGGGCAAAUCCACGUCUCCGAGUUCUUCUGAUGGAAUCAAGAUAUGGUGGGCUGUUCUAAGCAAAUGUAGUACACUUUUUGACUCCGGAAUUGCACCGCUCUGUAGUUACAGAAGUUUCUACGCCCCAAUCUGUCUUGUAGUUACUGUGUUCAAACCCUUUUUCUCCCUGGAAUCAGUUCGGUUGAGUGAACAGCAGAGGCUGAACUUUGCCUGCCUGCUGGAAAAUCUGCAUGGAGUCAGAAGAAAAUUUGAUGUUUAUUUGCUAAUUGGAAAAAAAAUCAAACAACUUGAAUAGUUGUUAAAAGAAGACUAACUUAAGAAAACAUUUCUUAGUAGGAACUUCACGUUUUUUGAGACCCUCACAUAAAUUGAGUGACCGGUACAUUUAUUAGUAGAAUGUAAAUCUGAGUCUUUACACCAGAUGUUCAGCUACGUUCAACGUAUAACAAAUUCUAAAGCACCUUAUUGUUACAAUUAGGAGAAGUCUUAAAUUCAGUUCAUAGAGCCGAGUCCCAGGAUAAACGUGUACGGUGACGUGUCGUAGAAACAGUAUUAUUGUCUGUUAAGCAGGAAGUUGGAUAGAGUCAUUGAGAGGAGCUGCACCUGCCCUGAUCUGUCAGAUCUGUGCAUUUCACUGCAGUUUCUUCUUUUUUGGAAUAACUGUUUGUCCGUCUCUACACUGCCACCCCCCCUAAAGUUUCUGUACACCAACACCUCCACUCCCCUCGCCCCGAUGGCUGAGUCCCAUUGAUUCUCGGUCAAUCCUCAGCAGAAUGUGUCCUGACGAAAAAGAACCUAAAACUUACCUGUGCAGCAAAAAACAUAAAAAAAAACAACAAAAAAACAAGGUUAAAAUGUAUCCAUAAUAUAAUUGUUAUAGAAAUAUAAUCAUCAUCCUCAUUAUUGCUGUUAUAAUUAUGGUUGGUAUAAUUUGUCAUCGUUAGAAUUAUGAAAGCACCAGACGGCUUGAAGAAAGGUGAGAAAAGAAAGAUGGUUUUUUUUUUUCUUUGGAUUUUUUUUUUAUUUUAUUUUAAAUUUGUCUGGCUGUUGGUGGUCUGAUCUCACAGAAGGAGGGGAGAAAAGGUCCAGAAAGAGACAAAGAUGGCAGUCAUGUUUGUACUGGUUGGGAAACGACUUACAGUGCUGAAAUAAAAUUUAUUCUUUUAGUAAAAAAAAGUA